Molecule: messenger RNA, 1827 nt
Organism: Priceomyces carsonii
Lineage: Eukaryota; Fungi; Ascomycota; Pichiomycetes; Serinales; Debaryomycetaceae
Gene: ALG11
Product: alpha-1,2-mannosyltransferase
Exons: 1
Coding region: 1-1827 (608 amino acids)
Biological process (GO): protein N-linked glycosylation
Cellular component (GO): endoplasmic reticulum membrane
Molecular function (GO): GDP-Man:Man(3)GlcNAc(2)-PP-Dol alpha-1,2-mannosyltransferase activity
Source: RefSeq, a predicted model, not a curated record
AUGUUGUUUCUUAUGAUAUUAUGUGUUGCGCUUUACGUGAUAGUACAGCUAGUAAGAACUGUACUACCACAGCGCUUCUUUGUCCCACCGCACAAUUGGAGGGAAAGGAUUCAGAAAGUUCUUGACUAUCCCAAACCGAUUUAUUUGAAAGUUGGAUCGAAGAGGUCAAGCUACAGAAGACGGUUAAUUCUAGCUAGCUCAUGUCCAUCUUUCUAUACGAAUUUCAUGAACAACAAGCUCAAAAUACAUGAUGAAGACAAAGAGAAUAAGCAAGCUUUUCAGGAGGAGAUGAAAAUCAGAGAUGGUAGUGACCCGAGAAGGAAAAUCCUUUUUGGUUUUUUUCAUCCAUAUGCUAACAACGGCGGUGGUGGGGAAAAGGUGCUAUGGCAAGCAGUAAAAGCAACUUUAUUGUCGGAUGAUAGAAAUAUUGCUGUAAUCUAUACGACUAAUCUUGAUGCCCAGCCAUUAGACAUAUUGAAUAAAGCUGAGGAGAAACUCAAUGUGAAAAAUAUUGAUUCCAAAAGAGUAGUAUUUAUAUACUUGAGAAGGUUCGGCAACCUUAUAAGUGAAUCCUAUUGGACACACUUUACUAUUAUUGGCCAACUCUUAGGAUCAGGCUUAUUAUCACUUGAAGCAAUGAAUGAAUUGUCUCCUGAUAUAUGGAUUGAUACGAUUGGUCUUCCAGGUAGUUACUGGUUAGUAAGCGUUGCGCUCAAAAUACCCAUAUUAAGUUACGUUCAUUAUCCCAUACUUCAAAAAGAAAUGUUCAAUAAGCUCAAGUUUCCAGAAUUCUCAAUGAAUCAACUUCGGAAGUUCAAAGGCACUGCAAGUGAUUUUUUUGCCUUAGGGAAGUUAAUAUAUUGGUCAAUAUUGUAUUACACUUAUAAGUUUUUAGGUUCUAAGGUUGAUAUCACUUUGACAAAUGGUACUUGGACUUACAACCAUUUAUCGACAGUGUGGUCUUUGAAUAUGAAUCGCAAAUUUGAAAUAUUAUAUCCGCCUUGUGGUCCUGCUGCGCAAACGAAUGAGAUAUUACCUACUGAAAAGGAAAACAAGUUGAUAUAUGUUGCCCAAUUCAGACCCGAGAAACGUCACGAAUUAAUAUUAUUAGAAUACUCGAAGUUUUUAAAAUCCUUUUCAUCUCAAAAGGGCCAAGUAAGGGACUUACCCACUAUUGUGUUUCUUGGAUCAUGUCGUACAAAAGACGAUACUUCAGUGUUGAAUGAUUUAAGAGAGACGAUAAAGAGGCUCGAUCUAGAAAAUUACGUUGAAUUGGUAAUCGAUUGUCCAUAUGACCAAAUGAUCUCAUAUUUGCGUAAAUCAAAAUAUGGAUUAAAUGCGAUGUGGAAUGAACACUUUGGUAUAGGCGUUGUGGAAUAUUUAAGCUACAAAGUAGUCCCAAUUUGCCAUGCAUCUGCAGGUCCAUGGAUUGAUAUCGUCGUUGAAGAGGGGGUCCCAAACACCAAAUGGUAUAAUAAUGUGGGCUUUUUCUUCAAAAGUUGCUCGGAUCCAGACUUUGAUGAAACAUUGCAAAGAAGCGAUACUGAGCUAUUAACUUUCAAUAUGAAAAACUCAAACGCUUCAGAUGGUAAGCCUAUAGAUUUUCCAAAUUUGUCACAAUUAUUUAUCAAAUUAUUUAUAUCACAUACUGAAAUGGUGACAGCCAAUCAUAUCACUACUAUGAAUAAGAGAGGACUUGAAAUAGCUGAGGACAGGUUUUCUGAUAGGGCGUUUGCUGAAAAAUGGAUGUCAUAUGUAGAAGAUUUAAAAAUGUUGGAGCGUAGUUACAGGGAAGAGAAAAGAUCUGGAGUGGAGACAGUAUAUUAG